AUGUUUGUUUACAAAAGAGAUGGUCGCCGUGAGAAUGUCGCCUUUGACAAGAUUACUGCCAGAAUUAACAAGUUGUGCUAUGGUUUGGACAUGAACUACAUUGAUCCCACUUCAAUUGCCCAAAAGGUUAUCUCGGGUGUCUAUCAGGGUGUUACAACUGUCGAAUUGGAUAAUUUGGCUGCAGAGACAGCAGCCUACAUGACCACCGCUCACCCCGACUACGCCAUACUCGCUGCCCGUAUUGCGAUCUCUAACCUCCACAAAGAGACCAAAAAGGUGUUCUCACAGGUUAUUGAGGAUCUUCAUAAAUACAUCAACCCCAAGACCGACAAGCACUCGCCCAUGAUUUCGGACUAUACUUACAAUGUUGUGGCCAAGAAUGCCGAAAGACUCAACUCUGCAAUCAUUUAUGACCGUGAUUUCGGAUACAACUUCUUUGGCUUCAAAACCCUCGAGCGUUCUUACCUUCUCAAGAUCAACGGAAAGGUCGCAGAGCGUCCCCAACAUCUGAUCAUGCGUGUCUCGGUCGGAAUUCACGGUGAUGACAUUGACUCGGUAAUCGAGACCUACAACCUCAUGUCCGAAAAAUUCUUUACGCACGCCAGUCCAACUUUGUUCAAUGCAGGCACACCUCGUCCUCAGAUGUCAUCCUGCUUCUUGCUGACAAUGAAGGAAGACUCUAUUGAAGGUAUCUAUGCAACCUUGAAGAUCUGCGCCCAGAUUUCCAAGACUGCUGGUGGCAUUGGCAUGAGCAUUCACAACAUCCGUGCUACUGGAUCAUACAUUGCCGGAACCAAUGGCUACUCUAACGGUAUCUUGCCCAUGUUGCGUGUGUUCAACAAUACUGCUCGCUAUGUGGAUCAGGGAGGAAACAAGCGUCCGGGUGCAUUUGCCAUGUACCUCGAGCCCUGGCACCCUGACAUUUUCACAUUCUUGGAUUUGCGCAAGAACUUUGGCAAGGAUGAGAUCCGUGCCCGUGAUCUGUUUUAUGCUCUGUGGAUCCCAGACAUGUUCAUGCGUCGUGUUGAAGAGAAUGGCGAAUGGUCUUUGUUCUGCCCAAGUGAGGCUCCCGGACUUGCGGAUGUAUGGGGAGAUGAGUUUGAUGCACUCUACCUCCAGUAUGAGCGUGAGGGCCGUGCUCGCCAGACAAUCAAGGCUCAGAAGUUGUGGUAUGCCAUUCUAGAGGCCCAGACCGAGACCGGUAAUCCCUUUAUGCUUUACAAGGAUGCCUGCAACCGCAAAUCCAACCAGCAGAAUUUGGGUACCAUCAAAUCAAGCAACUUGUGUACCGAAAUUGUCCAGUACUCUAGCCCUGAUGAGGUCGCUGUGUGCAACUUGGCCAGUCUUGCCCUUCCCACAUAUGUUGUCAACCGCGAGUACUUUGAUUUCAAGAAGCUCCAUGCUGUCACAAAGGUGGUCACUAAGAACCUGAACAAGAUUAUUGAUGUCAACUACUAUCCUGUACCUGAAGCCGAGCUGUCCAACAUGCGCCAUCGUCCUAUUGGCUUGGGUGUCCAGGGUCUGGCUGAUGCGUUUAUGCUCAUGCGUUAUCCCUUUGAUUCCCCCGAGGCCAAGGAGCUCAACAUUCAGAUCUUUGAGACCAUUUAUCACGCCGCACUUGAGGCAUCCAUGGAAAUUGCUGCGACCUUGGGCCCUUACGAGACCUACGCUGGCUCUCCUGUGUCCAAGGGUAAAUUGCAGUUUGACAUGUGGGGCGUCACACCUACCAACUUGUGGGAUUGGACGAGCCUAAAGGCCAAGAUCGCAAAGCAUGGUGUUCGCAACUCCCUGCUGGUUGCUCCCAUGCCCACAGCAUCCACUUCACAAAUUCUCGGCUUCAACGAAUGUUUCGAGCCCUACACUUCUAACCUCUACACACGCCGUGUUCUGGCUGGUGAGUUCCAGAUCGUCAACCCUUGGUUGCUCAAGGACUUGGUUGAGAUGGGUCUCUGGAACGACAAUGUCAAGAACCAGAUCAUGUCAGACAGUGGUUCUAUCCAGAACAUCGCAAUUAUCCCUCCUCACAUCAAGGCUCUUUACAAGACCGUGUGGGAGAUUGCACAGCGUACUAUCAUUGAUAUGGCCGCUGAUCGUGGUGCUUACAUUGACCAGAGCCAGAGUUUGAAUAUCUUUAUUGGCGAGGCCAACUUUGGCAAGCUGACAAGUAUGCACUUUUAUGGCUGGAAAAAGGGAUUGAAGACCGGAAUGUACUACCUCCGUACUCGCCCUGCUGUCGAUGCAAUCAAAUUCACUGUCGAUCAACUUUCUCUCAAGGAGUACCGAGACAAGACCAGCAAAGAGAAUGAAGCUGAUAUGGUUUGUUCGAUCGAUAACAAAGAUGCCUGUGUUAGUUGCAGUGGAUAA
Phycomyces blakesleeanus NRRL 1555(-) is the source of this 2364-nucleotide messenger RNA. RefSeq lists its product as hypothetical. The transcript has 4 exons. Gene Ontology annotation, cellular component: ribonucleoside-diphosphate reductase complex. Bases 1 to 2364 code for a protein of 787 amino acids. Gene Ontology annotation, biological process: deoxyribonucleotide biosynthetic process; DNA replication. Gene Ontology annotation, molecular function: ATP binding; ribonucleoside-diphosphate reductase activity, thioredoxin disulfide as acceptor. The record is from RefSeq and is a predicted model, not a curated record. NCBI's taxonomy places the organism in Eukaryota, Fungi, Mucoromycota, Mucoromycetes, Mucorales, Phycomycetaceae.